AAUAUUACUGUAGUGGCAGUGAUAGUGUCAACAGUGUAUCUAAGAACAGAGAUGCAAACCGGUGGUGAAGCUGAUGGUGAGGUUAACACUGGGGCUCUAUCUUUAGCUUGAUCUUCAACUUCUUCAAUGGUUUCGCAGAGCUAGCUUUCACUACCAUAAGGCUCCUAGUGCUUCACAAGCACAUGGACCUCCGCUUCUAUCCUUCAUGGGAUUUCACCUUCUCAAACUUCCUCUUGAGAAGUCCCAUUUCUCUUAUGGAGUCUGUUGUUUGGGUUGGUGUCACUUACCAUAUCAUUGGCUUCUCUGGAGAAGCAAGCAGGUUUCUCCAUUUAUUAUUCUUUUUUAUUUUCUUUUAAUUACUGCAUCAAUUAAUGAUUCUAUGAAUCUAAGAAGAGAGAUUCUUUGGUUUAUCCGACGGAUUUUUCAAGCAGAUGUUCCUCAUCUUUUUGAUCCAGCAAACUGCUGCUGGGUUGUUCAGGCUCAUUGGUGGACUUUGCAGAUUGAUGGUAAUCUCUAACAGUGUAGGAAGUCUUCUUCUCCUCUUCAUGUUCGCUAUUGGAGGUUUCACUCUACCAAGUGGUUCUUAGCUUCUUCCAAAUUUCAGUCCAUGCUUCAAUGAAUCCCAAGUUUCAGUUAUAUGAUUUCCAUCUCUUCUCCAACAGAUGAAAUUAGAAAAUGGUGUAUCUGGGGCUAUUGGUGUUCACCUAUCUCAUAUGCAUGCAAUGCUCUAGCAGUUAAUGAGAUGCUGUCUCGCAGGUGUAUGAACACCAUUGCACCAGAUGGUAUGAGGUUGGGAGGGGCAGUACUUGAAAACUUUGGUAUCUUCACAAGCCAAAGUUUUUACUGGGUUGGAGCUUUUGCAUUAUAGGAUUUGUUAUCGUCUUCAAUGUUAUGUUCACACUUUUGCUUGCGUUCUUAGAAUUUUAGUAUACAAAGUCAUGUUCUAGAUAUCAGAGUGAAUUUGUUCAUGUUCAUCUUCUUUAGUUUUUUGGUGUAAUGCUAGCUCUGUGAAAACCACAAGCUGUUGUUAGUGAUACCACAACAAAGGAAAUAGAAACCCAGACAGUAAAAAGAAAGAAAACUUCAUGGCUAAAAACUGUAGCAUCAAGCAAAGCUUAUUUGCUCAAGUCUUUCUCAAUGUCAUUUGGGAAGGAUGGCAAAGCUAUAAGUGAGCCAUUGGCAAUCAAAACAUUUUAUUUUAAUUUCCAAUCUAACAUGACAAUUCUCUUUUGCAGAAGAGAUGGUGGUGGAAGGAUGGAGUAAUCAAAUAGUCCCUACCGAAACAAUUGGUAGUGUUGUUUCAAAGAGAGGAGUGGUUCUUCCAUUUAAACCCGCUAACCAUUUCAUUUGAUGAAAUAAAUUACUAUGUUGACAUGCCGGCAGUAGGCAAUUAUCUUAAUAAUGUUUUCCGAAUCACUUGAAUUUUCAAGUGCUGCGACUGAUUGGAUUUGUGAACUAAGCAAAGCAGCUCCAGGCACAAGUGAUCUCUCCUUCACAACUCAGUACUGCCAAAGUUUUCUUGCCCAGUUUAAAUCAUGCCUUUGGAAGCAAUGGCUGACAUAUUGGAGGAGUCCUGAUUACAAUCUUGUGUCACUUCUCUCAUUUUUGGAUCCAUCCUCUGGAGAAUUGGAUGCAAGAGGUACACACACACAUGCAUGCAUGGUAUUAAUGAGUUCUGAAGCAGUAUGUGAUGGCAGGGAUACCUCAUCAGCUCUUACAAUAGUAAUUGGAGCCAUGUCAAUGGCUGAAGCAAUUGUAGGCUACAUAAACUGUUCAACUGCAAUACUAAUUGUAUCAAUCCAACGGACGGUGUUCUACCCAGAGAGAGCUGCUGGGAUGUACUCUGCUUUGCCGUAUGCCAUUGCACAGGUGGUUGUAGAGAUUACUAAUGCACUGAUUCAGGCCUUCUACUACUCUCUUCUAAUCUACUCUAUGAUGCAUUCCAAUGGACAGCAGCAAAAGGUUUAUUGGUUCAUAAUCUCAUUUUUCGCCUUAUUGUACUACACUUUCUAUAGAAUAAUGAUUGUAUACAUCACUCCCAAUCAUCAAGCAGCUGCAAUCCUUUAUUCUGUAAAUGAUGUUUCUCAUGUUUAUAUUUAUACAAAUCAUACAUACAAGAGCAGGAUCUUGGCUGAUCGUUUACUUGCCAUGCAAAAUGCAGCAUAG
Molecule: messenger RNA, 2166 nt
Organism: Dioscorea cayenensis subsp. rotundata (Guinea yam)
Lineage: Eukaryota; Viridiplantae; Streptophyta; Magnoliopsida; Dioscoreales; Dioscoreaceae
Product: ABC transporter G family member 42-like
Exons: 4
Coding region: 1402-2166 (254 amino acids)
Cellular component (GO): membrane
Molecular function (GO): ABC-type transporter activity
Source: RefSeq, a predicted model, not a curated record